Messenger RNA from Mercenaria mercenaria, 7628 nucleotides. RefSeq lists its product as uncharacterized. The record is from RefSeq and is a predicted model, not a curated record. The transcript is spliced from 6 exons. The coding region runs from base 1460 to 5899 and encodes 1479 amino acids. NCBI's taxonomy places the organism in Eukaryota, Metazoa, Mollusca, Bivalvia, Venerida, Veneridae.
CUGCUUUGUUUCCUUUCGUUUACUUACACAUUGAACCCCCAGAGUUAAAAAUAGAAAAAUCUUUAGACAUCACCUCCUAAACCACUGCUCCUGUUUUAGAAUAUUUCUUAGGAAUGUCCUUGUAUGAAGAUCAUUGGGUCGUCCUCUAUCAACAUUAUUGAAAUUGCUUUGAUUUGUCAAAAACAUGGAUUUUGAAAUAAGUUUUACCCUUUUGUAUGCAUAUGUACCUAUGGUAACCCUUUACUUACAAUGUUCAGAUUAUUUAGAUAACUCCAAAACAUGGCUGCCAGCCCUGAAAAUAGAAAAAGCUUCAAACAGCAUCUCCUCCUAACAUUUGGUUUGAUUAGAAAAUAAAUUUACAGGAAAUUUUCAAGGGUGACCCUUUCCCAAGAUUGUUUAAUGUUUUUGUCCAAAAAAAAUGGCCACCAUGUAGCUUGUUAUUUCCCCUAUAUUAAUCUUUUUGUCAGAAACUGCUAGCCCGAUUUCAGAAUUUCAUAGGAAUGCUUUUCUGCUGGCUGCUAGUUUCCCUAUAUAUUGUAUAGAAACCUUAAAAAAUCUUCUUGUCAAAAACUGUUGGCCCUAUUUUGAAAUAAUUUCAAGGAAAUGUUCCUUCAAUAAAAAACACAAGGCUGCUAGGUAGGGAAAAUGUCUACUGAAAUUGUAAAAAGCCAUAUAGGCUAAUCAGGCUGAGUUUUGACCUUGAACAUUUUGCAAAAGAAAAUAAAAUUACACUGUGCGAAAGAACAUGAUCGCAAUAACUUUCUACAAAAAGUUGCAUAAAAUCGACCUUGCAAUUUUAACAAAAACAAACUUGAAAAUUCUGCCAAACAUGAGAUUUGCCGAUGGCCAAACGCGAACACCAUACUAGUGUGUUUCAGUAAGCGCGUGGGGAAAAAUGACGUCAUACGAUAACUUCCGCACCGCCAUAUUUUCAAUUCCAAAGAUGUAAACAAAAUUGCGCAGGCAGUUUGGUGCUUUAAACAGAGAAAGUUUAAGCUAUGACAACUUGAGCCGGUUGUGUCUCGUCAGAGUAUCUGGUGCCCAUUAACUGUAUCUACUAAUGACUGGUUAGCGCUUGCAAAUGAAUUUAGACACGUUGAUCCUGUGUGACAGAUAUGUUGUAGAGGGAAGAUUGCGGUACUGCUUAUAACGAAAUUGUUUGAACACGUCCAUUGAAAAGAUAGGCGGUGCACAUUAUAUUAAAUCUAGCUAGACACGUUGAUCAUGUGAGACAGAUAUGCUGCAGAGGGAAGAUUGAUGACAACGAAAUUGUUUGAAAACAUCCAUUGAAAAGAUAGGCAGUGCACAUUAUAUUACAUCUAGUUAUGCAUGCUGACUCUGUGUGACUGACAUGCUGAAGUCGGAAAAUCAGACGAGUGUGUUUGAGUACAUUGUCCCAUAUGUCCCUCUGAACGAUUUGCACAAUGCUAUAAAGUUAACUAGUAAUUGACAAAGAACUAUGGAAGAGUGUCCUAUUUGCAAAGGGCAAUUGGAAGAUGGACAACCAGUUGUAUGUCUCCGACAGAAGGGGAGCGACGGAAUCAAUAAUGCAAGCAUAGCAAGAGGAACUAACAUAUUUACAUGUAUAGGACAAUAUGUACACGUGCAUUGUCGCCGUGACUAUAUACAUAUUCGAAACUCUUUGACAAACAGUGAUAUAAAUAAUAAUCAUGUUACAUCUAGGUCUUUACGUUCAGAAGAUUCAUUUGAUUUUAAAACAAAAUGUCUUUUUUGUACAAAAAAUGCUAAAGUAUGUGCGAACAAACGUGGGUAUGAUGUUUUUCCUGUUCGUAGUUUCGAAUUUCAGAAAACUGUACACAAAUUAUGUAAUGAAAGAAAGGACGAGUGGGCAGUCAACGUAUUAAGCAGACUUUCCCUUGCGAUAGACCUUCCAGCAGCUGAAGCAGUUUACCAUCAGACGUGCAAUGUCAACUUCAGGACAGGUAGGCAAAUUCCUAAAUGUUUUCAAGACACAGAAGCAGCCACAGUCAAGAAAAGCCCAAUAAGGCGUGGUAAUGAAGAGCAGGCAUCUGCCUUUGCUGCAGUCAUUGAUUUUAUUGAAAAUGCAGAUGACGCUGUAGCUGUUAACGAUUUGGUAAAGGUGAUGUCAGAUAUAUGUGGUGAUAAGGCAUACAGCUGUAAACACAUGAAAGCAAAAAUACUGGAACACUUCGGGAACUCUAUCUUAAUAAGCACGUUAGAUGGUAAAUGUGAUAUUGUGAGUCUAAAACAAACUGCAGCCUCUAUCAUGCAUAAAUUUUACAAGCGUUCCAAAUCUGUGUCUGCUGAUGAAGAAAAGAAGAUUAUCAUCGCAACUGCUGCUAAACUGAUAAAACAUGAUAUUUCAAUGAUGGAAUCAUCAAAGACAUUUUAUCCGUCUUUUUCAGCAGUAUCAUCCGUUGAAGAAAAUACAAAUUUUCUUCCUGUUAGUUUACAAUACUUCAUGGAGAAAAUAGUUGGUGGUAAGGAUAACAGUAUAAAAACCGCAGCGAUUGGUCAAGCAAUUGUACAAGCAUGCAGACCCAAAGGAAUUAUAGCUCCUCUGCAGGUCGGUCUAGGAAUACAACUCCAUCACCAUUUUGGAUCUAAAUUCUUGAUUGAUACAUUAAGUAGUUUGGGAUUUAGCUCUUCUUACUGGGAAGUUCAAAAGUUUGAAUCCAACGCAGCUGCUGCAUUAAACACGUCUUUGCCUAGUUUUUUCCCGGGCUGUUUUCUCCAGUUUGUAGCUGAUAAUGUCGACCACAAUAUCAGAACAUUAGAUGGUCAUAACACAUUCCACGGAAUGGGAAUUAUUGCAUGUUCAACUCCAGGAUCAUCUGUACAUAUACAAAUUCCAAGAUGUGACAUAUCAUCAAAUGAGCUUUCAGCCCUUGGUAAAAUUGAUAUCAAGUACUUUAAAGGCCCAGAAGGCGAUUUCUCUGUUGAUGAAUUUUUGAAAUUAGAUGUAAAUUGCGACAACGACAAAACUGGCUCAUUAUUUGAUACUUUCACAAAUGUCAUAUGGCCAUUUCGGCGUUCUAGACCAAGCUGGUCAGGGUUUAUGCAAAUGUUUGAAUCAUCUGGAGACAAGACGUACCAAAGCAAGUCUAGUAUAACAUUUAUGCCAAUGAUAGACAUGAGUCCAAGCGAUGAUUCGUGUAUAUAUUCAACACUGCACUUUGUGUGCGAUCAGUCUGCUAAGUAUGGAGUUACUCCCAUUUUAACAUUUGACCAACCGUUGUUUCAGAAAGCAACUUAUAUCAUCAAUUGUCAAAACGAAAAAAGUCCUUUGCGAAAACUAGUGCUGCGUUUAGGGGGAUUUCACACAGAAAUGAGCUUUCUUGGAAGCAUUGGACACUUGAUGGCCGGAUCUGGUUUACAGGAAUUAUUGGAGGUUAUAUAUGCUCCAAACGCUGUGGUUCACAUGAUGUCAGGAAAAGCUACUGCAAGGGCUUUAAGAGGUCAUUUCUUAGUGAACACCGCACUUCAUGCAUUGAUUGUUUCCAAACUCUUUGGAAUAGAAUUGACAUCAACGCCUUUAGAAGACCAAGAGCCAUCUAUCGACAUAGGAAAUACAGAGCAUGGAUCAUUAGAAACAUAUGAUGCCAUAAUUGAAACAAAUCAAAGGAAUGGUGACCAGACACUUUUAAAUGAUAUUGCUGUGCUAUAUGACAAGCUUGAGAAAGAAGAACUAGAUGUUCCGUCAAUUACUCAGAACAUUGCAGUUCAAAGUGUAGCUGGUAUUCUUUGUGAAGAAAGAAAGAAAUUAGAAAUAAGUCGCACAGCAAAACUGUGGUUCAUGUACAUAGAUAUGAUUUCCAUACUUCAGCAGUUCAUUCGAGCAGAGAGGACUGGCGAUUGGAUACUUCACUUGUCAACACUAAAGAAAAUGCUUCCAUAUUUUGCUGCUUCAGGUCAUAAUUUAUACCUGAAAUCUGCUUAUAUUUAUCUGCAGAAUAUGCUGAAACUAGAAAAAGAACACCCGGAUGUUUAUUUGGAUUUCCAAUCUGGUAGUCAUGUAAUAAGAAGAUCAAACAGAUAUUGGGCGGGCCUCUCUAGUGACUUAGUAAUCGAACAGGUUCUAAUGAGAUCAGUGAAAUCGACAGGUGGAUUAACACGCGGAAGGGGAAUGACUGAAAUGCAAAGGACACAGUGGCUUCUUUCAAUGCCAGCAAGUGCAGAAAUGAACAAUGCCAUGCAAGAAUUCUGCGAAACUGUUUACAAAACGAAUGCACAACACAAGGAUGUAGGUAAAUCCCGUUUGCUGAGAGACGAGAAAGAUACAAGUAUAUUGCUUGAUUUUCUUCAGGAACGAAAUCCGUUUGAAGACUCGGACACAUCGUUACGUAAUAUUGAAACUGGGGUCUCUGCUGAUGUUACUGUAAAUGUAGACGAUGCACAUACCAUAGGACACGCAAUAAUGGAACAAAUGGUUGGAAAAGUUAUAGACCAAUACUCGUUUAAACGAUCUCUACAAGCUGUAACGCUCAGUGCAAAGACAUCACCAAAAGUUACCGACGAAAUCGUAAAUAUAGACCCUCAAUUACUUUUCCAGCGUUUGACUACAGCCGCCAGCAGAUACGUAGAUAAUAUUGCUGAUAUUUUUCAGUAUGAGCUAUGUGGCGUUCCGUCUGGAUUGUUUGACAACACUGGAUUACCACGAGAACCCCAAAAGUCAAAUCUAGCAGAGUCAAUAUGGAAAUUUGGUGAUUGCGAAAAAAAUACAGAUGAAGCAUGUGAAUUCCAUUAUGUCAUAGACGGGGGAUCCUUACUGCAGAAAAUUCCCUGGCAGAAAAAUAGUUCCUUCGGUGCAAUAUUUGCACAGUAUAGUGACUACUUGCUCCAGAAAUAUACAAAUCCAACAGUUGUAUUUGAUGGAUACUCCAGUGGUCCAAACACAAAAGAUGUGACACACCUACGACGAACAAAGGGAGUAGUUGGAACACGAGUGAAGUUUUCUAAGGACACACCAUUCAAAUCAAACAAAGAGGCAUUUCUAAGAAAUACCGAAAACAAGCAAAAUUUUCUAUUGCUCCUCGGUGGUUUUCUGUCUGAAAAUGGCAUAAAAGUAAUACAUGCAUCAGGAGAUGCUGACUGUCUCAUAGUACAAACGGCAAUAACUUCUGCUAUCAAUCAUGACACUUUUGUCAUUGGGGAGGACACAGAUUUGUUGGUGCUACUUUGCUAUCAUGUAGGUAAGGCAUGUAAAAAGGUGUACUUUAGAUCAGAUUCGAGACAGAAAAAAAACAAAACUAAAGUAUGGGAUAUACACAAAACACAAGAAGUACUUGGAAUGGAAUUGUGUAGUAUAUUGCCAUUCAUACAUGCACUAACAGGAUGCGACACAACAUCUAGAAUAUAUGGAAUAGGGAAAGGAACCGCAUUGAAAGCAUUCAGUUCUAAAGCAUACUUACGAGAAAUCGCAGGAAACUUCAUGAAAGCGCUGACGAAAGACGAGAUAUCUGAAACGGGUGAACAAGCUUUGAUUUGCCUUUUUGGAGGUUUGCCAGAAGACAACCUAAAUAUUUUACGCUUUAAAACGUUUGCAACCAAGGUAAUGACAAGUACAUCAUGUGUACAAGUCUACACCCUGCCACCUACAACAGCUGCAGCAGUAUACCAUAGCUACCGAGUACACAUACAAACACAGACUUGGAUUGGAAAUGACACACUAAACCCACUAGACUGGGGUUGGGAGAUGAUCAAUAGCAAGUUGCUACCAAAAAAAACAGACCUACCACCAGCACCGGAAUCAUUGCUUCAGAUUAUUCGUUGUAACUGCAAAACGAAUUGUGAUUCAAGACGAUGCAGUUGCAGGAAACAUGGACUGCAGUGUUCAGCUGGUUGUGGUGACUGUAGAGGUACAAACUGCACUAACUCUCCUACAACAGCAGACAUUGAUAUAGAAGACUAUGAAUAGGCUUUCCUGUUUUUGAGACGUAAAAAACAAACGAGGGAAUCAGUAUGAAAUAUUUAUUUAAAAUUUAUCAAAUAGUAUGCUGAAAAUGUUUUCAUCAUCUUCUAAAUAACAUAUAUGCACAAUAUUUGAUGUGUUGUGCACUUUGUAUUUAAUCAGAAUUAUUGCUGAUGGAAUGCAGCUAUGAUUAAAUAAAUAUUGUCAUGAUUGUUAAUGGUACGUUAGCAUUAUGUACCCUUUAGAUGAGAAAAUAUGACAUUGUUUCAUAAGUAUUUUAAGUGGGUGGGGUACAAUAUAGACCCCUUGAUCAAAUUAAAUUGUUUAACAUUAAAGGAAUAGCAGUAUCUUAAUUUGGACAAUGCUGCAGAUAUUGUUUAACGUUUGUUAGAAUUGAUGUACUAAUGUUUUGUAAUGUUAAAUCUGAGAUUAUUUUCAUACAUGUAUUUGUACUUUAUUUAAGUGUAAACAGCAGGCUUAAGUAUAUUUAAAUCUAAUUAGUCAAUACUUUCACUUUAGCAAUUCCUUUAAACGUUUAAAGACGUAGUAUAUAUCAUCUUGACACACUGUGAUAAUGUUCAUAUCCAUUGUACUGUUACUGAUAAAUAUUACAUCUUUUGAAUGAAUGUAAAUCUGCUUUAGACAAGAUAAAACAUUAUUUUACAUGAAAAACUCGCUACCUUGUACAAAAUUAUCUGCAUAACUGUGUAUGCCAGAAAUAAUGAAAUACAUUUCAUUAAACUGUUUUCCAGUCUUUCAAACUGAUUCUUGUUUUAAAUAAUUAUAGAUGUCUAAAUAAUAAAAAAAGAAAUUGAUAUUCUAAGUUUUAUAUCUAUACUGUGCAUUAUAACAAAGUGGGUGGGGUAUUUUAACCCCUGUUUAAAAAGAAAAACAAUAUAUAUAUUACAAUAAAUUAAGGUAAUCAAAGAAGGAAAUGUUGUUUAAAGCUAAUCUGAAUGGCCAUUUGCCCUUGAAUAUGGAAAAAAAUGACGUUAACAGGGCUAACAAUUGUAGAUUUAGUAAAAUUCAGUAUAGCACAGCUUUUUAUGUUUGAAUUUUGGUAUGAGUGUUCGGGGACCAUUUUACAAGGUUUGGGCACUUGCCAUGACGUGCAACUUUUAGUUGGUGAAAAAAGAGAUAUUUCCCAUGUCAAAACUACUUGAAACAUUUCUUUUGCAUGUACUUCAAGGUUAGGCCCUUUUUAAGGCUAGCCUGAUUAGCCUAUAUAUUCACUUUUUUUUUUAAAUGGCUGCUAGAAAUGGGUCUAGUUUUUGGAAAACUUUAAAACUCUUCUUUCAUGAAUUUGCAGGCCUGUUUUCAAAAUUAUGUAGUAGAAUCUUUUGUUAUUAUAGCCUGUUUGAACUUUGAGCGAUGUAGGGUCAUCAUGACCUUCUUUUUUAACUUCUAUCACAAUAGCAAGACCACAAUGAAUGCUUUCAAAAGUUUUGUAGGUUAGCUGGGCUAAUUGGUUGAUGGCAAAUUUUAUGGAGAAUAUAGAAAUAAUUCUUUCCCACAUGUAAAGUUUAAUAUAGUAUAGAAACAGUACGAGAGCAAAGCAAAAUUGCACACUGUUCAAAAGAAGAUUGAGACAAAACAAUCUAACUUUGUAGGAAAAUUUUGAAGGUGAAUAAUUAGUUAGAAAGCAAUAUUGACAAACUUGCAAAGUGAAAGGCUCUGCUCCAUUUUUGCAGGGUUUUUUAUUAAAUGAUCUAGAAAUAGAAUAAUUUCUGCUUGA